This is a messenger RNA of Drosophila busckii, 772 nucleotides long. RefSeq names its product enhancer of split malpha protein (gene Tom). The transcript has a single exon. Gene Ontology annotation, biological process: Notch signaling pathway; sensory organ development. Bases 88 to 585 code for a protein of 165 amino acids. The record is from RefSeq and is a predicted model, not a curated record. NCBI's taxonomy places the organism in Eukaryota, Metazoa, Arthropoda, Insecta, Diptera, Drosophilidae.
GCAACGUGGCAAGAAGUCUCUUCUGUUGCAACACACACACACACACAUCAGUUUUAAUUUGUGUACAACAAUUUGAAAUCGUUCAACAUGUCUUUCAUUACGCGGGAAUACAAGUUCGAGACCAGCAUGAGCCUGAUGCAGCCAAAAUCAGAUCAGCAUACAAUGGCAAUGCGGAAUCUGAAAAAACUUGUCAAACCACUGCUGCGCCUCAUGAAGAAGAAGCAGUUGCUACGCAAAACUCUGGCCGAGGUGCAAUCACAGAAUGAGAUCAACUCAUCGCUGGAGGAUAUGCGCAAAGAUCCCAUUGUGAGCUGUGACAAUCUGGCCAACGAGCAACUGGAGCAGCUACUCUACAACGAUCUGCGCCAGUGCCCCAGCAACGCAGCCAUGAUCGUGCAGCAAGGUCAACAGCAGCGCAUCGUGCCCGUUCACUCCAAUCAGACCUUCAUACCAGUCCACUUCGCUCGCACCAGCAACGGCACCUUCUUCUGGACCUCAGUCGACGCGCCAGCUUGCCGGCAGCAGCAGCAGCAGCAGCAAGAACUGCAGCAACGUGAGCGUCUCGAUCGCUGGGUGCAGGCCUAAGCCAGUCUACUUAGAAUCGCAGCGCCAGCUACAUUGACGUCAGCUUUAAUACCAAGUGAAUGCUCUAUACUCUCUACGGAUGCUUCACUUGGCACGAUUGUAAUCUCAGGGUGAUAUUAGCAUACAGAAAACCGACUAGCAUACGACAAUUUAGCAAUUGUGCUUGUAAAUUAUUGUGAUGCAGUUA